Messenger RNA from Psammomys obesus (fat sand rat), 3464 nucleotides. RefSeq names its product refilin B (gene Rflnb). Gene Ontology annotation, molecular function: filamin binding. The record is from RefSeq and is a predicted model, not a curated record. Lineage: Eukaryota; Metazoa; Chordata; Mammalia; Rodentia; Muridae. Gene Ontology annotation, cellular component: actin filament bundle. The transcript is spliced from 3 exons. Gene Ontology annotation, biological process: actin filament bundle organization; negative regulation of bone mineralization involved in bone maturation; negative regulation of chondrocyte development. Bases 110 to 760 code for a protein of 216 amino acids.
GCUGGCAGGGAGGGCAGCCCGGAGGGCAGCGGCCCGGGCCCGCGUGCGCAGCCUCUCUCGCUCUCCAGCAGCGCGCCGGCUGUGCCCCGGCCCCGCACGGCACGCAGCCAUGGUGGGCCGGCUGAGCCUGCAGGAUGUCCCCGAGCUCGUGGACACGAAGAAGAAGGGCGACGGCGUCCUGGACAGCCCGGACUCGGGGCUGCCCCCAAGUCCUAGCCCCAGCCAUUGGGGACUCGCGGCGGCGGCGGGCGGAGGUGGGGAGCGCGCUCCGGUCCCGGGGGCGCUGGAGUCCGACGCGGCGGCGACCCCCGCGAUCCCGAACCCAGCCUCUCUGACCCACUUGCUGGCUGCCGGCUGCUCACCACGACUCUGUCCCCUGUCCUUCGGCGAAGGAGUUGAGUUUGACCCCUUACCACCAAAGGAAAUAAAGUAUACUUCCUCAGUCAAGUAUGACUCUGAGCGACACUUCAUCGAUGACGUGCAGAUGCCGCUGGGCCUGGCGCUGGCUUCCUGCAGCCAGACAGUCACCUGUAUCCCCAAUUGCACUUGGCGAAACUAUAAGGCUGAAGUCCGCUUCCAGCCCCGCCACAAGCCCGCACGCUUCCUCAGCACCACCAUCAUCUACCCCAAGUACCCCAAGACCAUCUACACCACCACUUUGGAUUACAACUGCCACAAGAAGCUGCGGAGGUUUCUGUCCAGCGUGGAGCUCGAGGCCACGGAGUUCCUGGGUAGUGACGGGCCCUCAGAUGGAUGCUGACCACAGCUAGCUACGUGGGGUUGGACCAGCUGGUCAUACACUGCCCUGGUCCCAGAGCGCCCUGGACGGGUGGGGAGCAGUGCUCUUGCACAUCACCCCAGCCCAGCGGAGUCUAACCUGGAGAUGCCUCCAAGCCUAGCCGGGCCAAGAAGAUGCUUUAAAAAUCACUGCAUCUUGUAAUAAUAGAGAAACUCAGCUUCGUUUAAAAUUUUUCCAGAUACUUUUUUUUUUUUUUUAAGGAGCAUGUAUGUAUGUAUGUUCUGGUUGGUUGAUGCAGUUUCCCCAAAGUCUCAGUUGGAUGAGGAAAAAAAAGAUAGGCAGAAACAAAAAGAAAGGACAGUGACAUCAGGGCAGGCUGAGGUGAGCUGGUCCUCCCAUUUUCUGAUGAAGAAAGUCGGAAAGUCUCUGGAAUAGAGAAAGUGAGUUAAGACAUGUUUAUUGCUGGGGGAGAAAAAGUUAACCCAGGUAGAUUGUGACGCUGGUGUGUGCUCAGUCUGACCUGGACCAUUUUCUGUUUCCGCUUCUGUUUGUUUUCCCUGUUAAUCCAAAGUCUUAGGUUUAUCAAAACUCUUUUUCGUGAUAUUAGGGGAGAAGAACAAAAACCACAAAAAGAGAUUCUUUAAAACAUGAACUCUCUGCCUGCUGUGCCUCUGCCGGGGGUAAGCAGCUGGCCCGCCCAGCGCACCACAGCCGCCUGGUUCCCGAUGGCUGGUUCCCGGCACAGGCUCUGGGCAGCCCUCGCAUGCCUGGCAUCCGGUAAACACCUCCCUGGGCUUGUGUAACUCUGCUCAUAGGUAUUUUGGAGUUUUGAAAUACUUUCCCAUUUUUUCACAAGGCAAAAUGCAGCAGAGGGAUCUCUCUGAGAGGAACAGCAUUUUGAAAGCAUACUUUGUUAAAACACGUUUUGGGGGUGCGUUGUGGGAAAGGUUUCCACUGUGGGCUGCCGCUGCCGAUAGGAAGAGGCAGAUUUGGAUGUGACUCGGAUCAUUGUGAUUAAAUGAUGGACUUAUUCUUAGGACUUUGAUAGUGUCAAAACUGGGAGGAACAGGGUUAAACCCAAAAAAGCAAGAAACAGUGCUUACAGUGCUUAAGCUAAGAUGAAUUCAGGAACAGGGAGUGACAAUUCAAACCCCACAACCUUGCCACUGUGGUGAUGGGAGACGGUUCUUUUGUACGACUGUAUGCUUGGAAGUGGCUAUCAUGGAGUCGGGCUUGACUCAAAGGUUUUUCCUAGCCAACUUCGAGAGUCUGGCUGAACCAGCUACAGCAGCAGGCACAGCCCUGGCCCCGAGGGUGGUAUGCACCAGGCUGGCCCCUGCUUCCCUGCCCCUACCCCAGGCCUGGCCCUUGCUUCCUAGAACCCCCUGCCAGGCCACAGUGCGGAGUAAAGGAAGCGGCAGGCUGAUUCUUAUUCCAGCAUUGGAAAGAACAAGCCGUACACAUUUCCUUUUGACACAUCCAAAUCAUGUCGAGUGGGUGCCAGAGGUUCUGCCUUCUGUCGGAUCUCUGGGUCUCUGAGGAGGCUUCCGUCUGUCCCUGAAGCAGAGCUGAGAGCACACUGGCUUGCCUGGAGCCACAGCGGAGACCUGGCAUCAUGGAAAACAGGUGCAGAGAUAACGCUUUCAUUUAAAGACUGCGGUGCUGUUUAGAGCCACACGCCCAGUCCUGGCCCCCGAGGACAACAGUGCCUGGUUGGUGGUACUUUUAGCUCAUACCCCUGGGCAUACAGGUGCUGGCUUCGUGGUCCCAGCUGGCCAGGGUACAACUCAGUCGGGGACACGCUGGGAUCCUACAAGCUCCCCAGGCAAACUCAGAGCAACAAAUGCUCCUUGGCUUUGGAAAAACAUUUAUUGGCAAAAGUGGAUUUUCUGUCUGACUUCAUAAUGUCACUGAAGCAGCAAAUAUAAUUUUUUUUUUUUUUUUUUUUGCAAAUACAGUUUUAAAUUGGGAAAAUCACCAAGGCUGCCCCUUUGGAGACACUUGCUUAGGCUAGGAGUUCUGUCAUGGCCAGCAUGGCAGGAGAAAAUGUCUCUGAACACAGCAGCGUUUUAAAGGUGUCCUUAAAUUUUUUAUUUUAUUUUAUUUUUUAUUGUUUUUCUGUCUUAGAGGGAUCGUGGUAAGUUCAGGCAGAACGUUCUAGGUGCAGGUGGGACCAGAACAGUAUCAGUAAGUAGAAGCAAGAGGCUGUGGAGGUCUGAGGUGGACAGGAGGCAGGCUUACGCCGUUAGGUUAUUAUUCACUGAGAGACAGCUCAAUGCAGCUGUUUGAAUCUUCUCUGAUUCUUCAAAUCUGCCUAGAAAGCUGCAGGCCGGGAAGCUGGCCAGCACCCUGGAAGACCCAGAGCAGAUUCCUGAUAGCUGGUAAAUUGAAAGAAGAGAUUUUCAAAACUCACUGACGGGACAUUCCUAUGUGUGUGAGAGACGGGCUGGUUCACUGUGAAGCUUUUGCUCCCAUCUCUUUAAGUUAUGGCUGUUGAGAGGAUGUGUGUUUCUAGAGAAAGGUGGUUUUCCUUUCACACAUCUAAGAAAGACUUCACUUGAACACGGAUCUUUUCAUUUGACACUUUUCCUUCUUUUAAAACUUAGAAAAUACUUCAUACACACCAAAAGAAAAAAAAAUGUUUAAAAAUUAUCCUUGAUUUCUGUCCCGCUCUAUUUUUGCUUUGUGACUUCUCCAUUUAACAAUAAAUUAUCUAAUACAGAAA